GUUCUAAAAAAUGGCGCGGUAUUGUAAUAUUGAUACAAUACUAAUGCAUAAUAAUUAGAAAAAAUAUGCAUAAGGAAUGUAUACAAAAAAAAUAAAAGAAAAAAAAAAGAAAAAGAAAAAUAAUGUACAAAGUAAUGAGAAUAUAAUUUUCAGUGAAUUUGUAGAUAUUAAUAUAAUUAAUUAACAAUGAAAAGAUAUCUAUUUUGGUUCGCUCAUGAACACCUUGACUUUCGAUUACCUGAAAUGGAAUCUAUUUUUUAUAUGUUUGGUGUAAAUUUACCUGUAAUAUCAAAAAGAGACCAACCGUAUUGGAUAGUCGAUAUAUCAUCAGAAAAAACUGUACAUAAAAUUGCAAGUAGAGCAGUAUCUCUUAGAUUUUGUUUGGAAUUAUGGGCAAACGAGAAGGAUUACGAUGAAUUGCAUAAUAAUUUAAAAAAUUAUCCAUUAGAACAAAUUAAAAUGUACACUGAUAAAGAGAAAUCAUUUAAAAUAAUAGUCGAAACAUUUUGUAAACAUUUUUCACAAUACGAAAAGAUUCAGAAAAUUGAAUCUUUCAGUUAUUUACCAUUGCAAGGACCUGUUAAAUUGAAGAAUCCAGAUACAACUUUCUAUUACAUUGAAUUCUACGGUUUAGAUCCUAACGAAAUUCCGGAUAAACCUUACGAAUUAUUCUUCGGUAGAUGGAUCGCAGACGGGCAAAGAGAUUUGAUACAAAAAUUUUCUUUAAAAAGAAGAAAAUUUAUAGGUAAUACAUCGAUGGAUCCUCAAUUAUCAUUGAUUAUGGCGAAUCAAGCUCUAGUUAGACCUGGAGAUAUCGUUCUUGAUCCUUUUGUUGGUACUGGUUCUUUAUUAGUUGCUGCAUCACAUUUUGGUGGUUAUACGUUAGGUACAGAUAUUGAUUUUUUGAUGCUUCAUGGACGUACAAGGCCUACUCGUAUAACACAAAAAACUAGAGAAAAGGAUGAAAAUGUAGCAGCGAAUAUGGAACAAUAUGGAAAAAGUUCUCAUUAUCUUGACGUAGUGGUAUCAGAUUUUUCCUAUCCUUUAUGGAGAUCAAAUAUGUUUAUAGAUGCUAUUAUUACUGAUCCACCUUAUGGUAUUAGAGAAUCGACUGAACGUAUAGGAACAAUGAAAGCCAAUCCUAUUAUUGAGGAACAUCAAGUAUCGACUCACAUUCCUUCCAAAGUCGAAUAUGGCUUACCGCAAAUUUUUAAAGAUUUAUUAAACUUUGCAGCUAAACAUUUAAAAGUUACUGGCAGAUUAGUAUGCUGGUAUCCAAUAUUUAGAGACCAUUAUUCCACAAAUCAAUUACCUAAACAUCCUUGUUUAAGAUUAAUAGCCAAUUCGGAACAGGUUCUUAGUAAUUACACGAGUCGUAGAUUAUUAACUUAUGAAAAAGUCAAAGAACCACAGGAAACAGAUGAUAUUAACUCUACGUGUUUAACUGACUUUCGAGAAAAGUAUUUUGCAUUGAGGGAUGAAACACGUAAAGAAAGAAGAAUGAAAAGAGCUACAGAAAGGGCUAAGAGAAAAGAAGAUUGGGAGAAAAGUAACGGUGAAAGUAUGGAAAGAUGACUGGACAAUGAUUU
Molecule: messenger RNA, 1589 nt
Organism: Polistes canadensis
Lineage: Eukaryota; Metazoa; Arthropoda; Insecta; Hymenoptera; Vespidae
Product: tRNA (guanine(10)-N2)-methyltransferase homolog
Exons: 9
Coding region: 187-1575 (462 amino acids)
Biological process (GO): methylation
Cellular component (GO): cytoplasm
Molecular function (GO): nucleic acid binding
Source: RefSeq, a predicted model, not a curated record